AUUCAAACAAGAAACGUCAAAACAUUUUGGUUCGGUGCAGUGUUUACAAUUUCUUAAAGAAAAUAGUAUUUUUCUUCUGAAUCAAUGUGAAAAAUUGUUAAUAUUAUGGCUGGUUUGACCGACGUUGAUAAUCCGUUUGUGAAAACGGAAAAUGCAUGCAAAAUAUGCGGUUCCUCGGAGGGUGAUAUGGAAUCUAUUUUCUGCGAUGCGGACGACACUAAAAUGUUGAACAAAAUAUAUAAGUGCACCCGAGUGGAGGUUACUCCUGUUUGUGGUUUGAUAUCGCCAAUUUGCGAAUGUUGUCGACGGCGAAUCGAUGCGUUCGAUGAAAAUGCCAAACCGAAAGUGGUUGAGUUCGUUAUUAAGAACGAAACCGACCAGGACGCUCUCGAUUAUGAUCCACUGAACCUGCAGGACCCAAUGGCACCGUGCGAAACGGAAACAGACAUUUUUGAAGAUGUCACGCUCAAGCUCGAGAUUGACAUGAACGAUCAAUCAACGGCAAAGGCAAAGAGUUCAACGCAGGGAGAGAAAGUAGCUACUAAAACUAACCGAAUACGUGGGAAAUCAACUGAAUUAAUUGUCAAGAAAAUUGAUGAAAGUAAUUUUCUAGAUAAGGCUGAGAUUAAAGAUAACGAAAAGGAAAAUAUAUCUAGAGUACGAACGCCACGUAAAGCAACGGAAAAAGUAACUGUUGAAGUCACAUCUGAUGACCCAAGUGAUUCUGAAUGGGAAGACGGAAAUGGUUCUGCGGAUGACGAUGACAGAUCUGAUAGUGACCGUUCGAAAGACAGCUCGGAUGAUAAUAAACCCCUGAAGAAACAAAAAGAAAGGAAGCGUACGGAAAAAGUCGGCAAACGGAAGGUGGGCCGCCCUCGUAAACCUCGACCAGAAGGGAAGGAUUCCAAAACCCCAGAGGAAUGUAAAAUUUGUGGCAGAGUAGUAACGUAUAUGAGGGAACACAUGCGGCAGCAUCGAAUCGAUAAGCAGCACAAGUGUCCAUAUUGCGAUCGAAUGUUCGUUCAGGGUAACAACUUGAAGUAUCAUAUCCGCAAGCACUUGGGCGAGAAACCGUAUUCUUGUGAGCUGUGCGAUAAAACAUUCUAUUGUGCUCCGCAUUUGAAGUCUCAUAUGAGAGUUCAUGGUCCCCAGGGAUUGUUCCAGUGUGAAAAAUGCCCGAAGACUUUCAAUCAAGAGUGCAACUUAAAGAAACAUCUACGCGUUCAUACAGGUGAAAAACCAUACAAAUGUUUGAAGUGCAAUAAAGCAUUCAACAGUACAUCAAAUCUGAAAAAUCAUCAAAGACUACACUCUGAUGAACGGGCGUUCACGUGCGAACAUUGUGCCAAAAGCUUUGUGGAUAUACACCAUCUCCAGCGGCACGUUCGUGUGCAUACAGGACGACGGCCCUACAUCUGCCAUGUUUGUUGCCAUGCCUUUAAUUGUCAGAACGGUAUUCGAGAUCAUCUGAAGACACAUAUACCAGAAAGACUACCUCUUAAAACGGAAGCGGUAGCUUGAAAUUAAUGUUACAUAAAUAAGACUAGAUUUAAUCGGUUUAUUUUUAUUAUAUAUUCUAUGUAUUUUAGUUAUUUUAGGAAUAGAGAAGACAUUAAAAUUGUGCUGACAUU
Toxorhynchites rutilus septentrionalis is the source of this 1631-nucleotide messenger RNA. Its product is annotated as zinc finger protein 510-like. Gene Ontology annotation, molecular function: RNA polymerase II cis-regulatory region sequence-specific DNA binding; DNA-binding transcription factor activity. The transcript has 6 exons. NCBI's taxonomy places the organism in Eukaryota, Metazoa, Arthropoda, Insecta, Diptera, Culicidae. Gene Ontology annotation, biological process: regulation of transcription by RNA polymerase II. The record is from RefSeq and is a predicted model, not a curated record. The coding region runs from base 106 to 1521 and encodes 471 amino acids.